Messenger RNA from Boleophthalmus pectinirostris (great blue-spotted mudskipper), 2570 nucleotides. Its product is annotated as ephrin type-B receptor 4b-like. Bases 474 to 2570 code for a protein of 698 amino acids. Gene Ontology annotation, biological process: axon guidance. The record is from RefSeq and is a predicted model, not a curated record. Lineage: Eukaryota; Metazoa; Chordata; Actinopteri; Gobiiformes; Gobiidae. The transcript has 10 exons. Gene Ontology annotation, cellular component: neuron projection. Gene Ontology annotation, molecular function: protein binding; transmembrane-ephrin receptor activity.
AGACGGAACCGAGCGCGUCCGAACCGCGUCUGCGCCGCGCCGAACCGAACCGAGCCGAACCGAGCCGAGAGCCGGAUCCCGGAGCCCGGAGCCCGGAGCCGACUCUGAGUCUGCGUCCGCACGACUUUUAUUUGGGACUUUUACUCCGGGACUUUAGGAGCUGCGGGUCCUGACACCGAGUCCUGCGCGGCUCCAGUCCGCGGCUCCAGUCCGCCCCGGGAGCGUCUGAGCGGCUCUGGUUCGGAGGUUGGUCCCGCGGUUGGUCCCGGUGGUUGGUCCCGGUGGUCCCGGUGCUGUUGGCGGACUGUCGGGACUGUGUGCUUCUGGAGCGGCCGGUCCCGGGGCUCUGGGGCUCGGUGGAGUUUGGAACUUUUCGGCCUCCAUUUUGAACCCCCACCCCCGCCCCCCUCCUCCUUCUCUUCCGGUGUGGAUGCGGCUCCCGCUGACGUCACUGGGGGGUCGGUAGGUCGGGGAUGGGGCUCCGGGGGCCCCCGGGCCGGACCUGCUCCUCCUGCGGGCUCUGGCUGCUCCUGCUGCGGCUCCUGCUGCGCUGCUCCGCGGACGAAGAGGUGCUGUUGGACACGAGGCAGUCGACCUCUGACCUCCGUUGGAGCGUGUAUCCGGGCGAUGACCCUCAGUGGGACGAGGUCAGCGUCCUGGACGACGAGAGGAACACGGUCCGGACCUUCGAGAUCUGCACCCCCCACAGCGCCACCUCCCACUGGCUCCGCACCAACUGGGUCCCACGCCACAGCGCCACCACCCUCUACGUGGAGAUCAGGUUCACCAUGAUGGAGUGUUCGUCGUUAAACCAGCGUCAGUGUAAAGAGACUUUCACCGUCUUCCUGUUUGAGUCGGAUCAGGCCACGCCCCCCGGCGCCGCCGCAGACUCCGCCCCCCCGGAGCCCUUCGUGAAGGUGGCGACGGUGGCGGCGGACUUCCUGCUGCGGCGCGGGGGGGACGGGGUGCGGCGCUCCAACACUCGGCUGCUGCCGUUGGACGGUCUGACGAGGGCGGGGCUUCACCUGGCGCUGCAGAGUCAGGGCACCUGCAUGGCCCUGCUGUCACUCAAAGUCUUCUACAGGAAGUGCCCGCCCCUCCGCGCCGCCUUCGCCGCCUUCCCCGAAACUGUGCCCCACGCGUUGGUGCAGCAGGCUCAGGGUGUGUGUGUGGAGAACGCGGUGACUCCUCCUGGUGAACACACUACACUUCCCAUCAUGCUCUGCGGUCAGGACGGGCAGUGGGUGGGGCAGCCCUCCUCCUCCUGCGCCUGUCGCCCCGGAUACGAACCGACAGGUGACACCCGCUGCAGAGCGUGUCCCGCCGCUCACUUCAAACCCUCGUCCGGUUUGGGGGCGUGUACUUCCUGUCCGGACUUCAGCGGGACUCUGGUACCAGGCUCCGCCUACUGCCUCUGUCGCCACGGUUACCUGAGAGCCGACUCGGACCCGCCCAGCGCCGCCUGCUCCAAGCCUCCGUCGGCGCCGCGCUCUCCGGUGUCUCAGUUGAACGCGUCGGGGGCGGUGGUGUUGGAGUGGGGCGCUCCGGAGGACAGCGGGGGGCGCUCUGACCUGUGGUACCGCGUCCUGUGCCGCCGCUGCCCGGACGCCGCCGCCGCCGCCUGCCCCCCCUGCGGCGCCGACGUGCUGAUCGGCCCCGCCCCCACCGUCACGCAGCGCCGCGUCGUCGUGGUCGGACUCCGCCCCCGGACGCUCUACGUCUUCACCGUCCAAUCGCUGAACGGCGUCUCCUCCCUCAGCCAAUCACAGCCCGCCGCCGUCCAGGUCAACGUCACCACCAACACCAACGUCCCAGGUCUGGUCUCUGGACUCAGGAGGACUUCGGUCUCGGAGAACUCUCUGACUCUGGAAUGGACCCCCCCAAAUCCGGACCAGAACUCGGACCAGCCCCGGACUCAGACCCCAAACCGCAUCCUGGACUAUCAGCUGCGCUACUGCCCCAAGGACGGCGAGGGCUCGGGGCAGUGGCAGUACGUGUCCAGCAGGGGGCCGUCUCUGGUUCUGGUCGGACUCAGGAGGUCCCAGAAGUACCUGGUCCAGGUCCGGGCCCGGUCCAGUACCGGGUAUGGACCGUUCAGCGCCGAGACCAGCUUCAGCACCCUGCCCGAAGGUCACUCUCACCUGGUGUUGACGUCCGUCCUCGUUACCAUGACGAUCCUGCUGCUGGUGGGCGGGGCUAUGGUCGCCGCUUUGUGCUACAGUGACUCUCGCCGGGCACCAGAAGAAGAUCUUGUCGUCCAUCCAGACGCUGCGCUGCUCCGACCAAUCACAGACGCCCACGCUGCUCUACUGACCAACCAGAGAGCCCCAGGUCCUCUACAGCCCCGCCCCCUGCCCCACCGACCAACCAGAGAGCCCCAGGUCCUCUACAGCCCCGCCCCCUGCCCCACCGACCAACCAGAGAGCCCCAGGUCCUCUACAGCCCCGCCCCCUGCCCCACCGACCAACCAGAGAGCCCCGGGACCCCUACAGCCCGCCCCCCUACCCACCGACCAACCACACGACCCCCCCCCCCCCCCCGCCUCUUUUGAACCAAUCAGAAAGUCUUAA